Echinops telfairi (small Madagascar hedgehog) is the source of this 4894-nucleotide messenger RNA. RefSeq names its product ELAV like RNA binding protein 1 (gene ELAVL1). The transcript is spliced from 5 exons. The coding region runs from base 22 to 1002 and encodes 326 amino acids. Gene Ontology annotation, cellular component: ribonucleoprotein complex. Gene Ontology annotation, molecular function: RNA binding. Lineage: Eukaryota; Metazoa; Chordata; Mammalia; Afrosoricida; Tenrecidae. The record is from RefSeq and is a predicted model, not a curated record.
AAAGAAAGGAAGAAAAAUACCAUGUCUAAUGGUUAUGAAGACCACAUGGCCGAAGACUGCAGGGAGGACAUCGGGAGAACAAAUCUGAUCGUCAACUAUCUCCCUCAGAACAUGACGCAGGAUGAGCUGCGGAGCCUCUUCAGCAGCAUCGGGGAGGUGGAGUCUGCCAAGCUGAUCCGGGACAAAGUAGCAGGACACAGCCUGGGCUAUGGCUUUGUGAACUACGUGACUGCAAAAGACGCAGAGAGAGCAAUAAACACGCUGAACGGCCUGAGGCUCCAGUCCAAAACAAUUAAGGUGUCGUACGCCCGCCCAAGCUCCGAGGUCAUCAAAGACGCCAACCUGUACAUCAGUGGGCUCCCGAGGACCAUGACCCAGAAGGACGUGGAGGACAUGUUCUCACGGUUCGGGCGAAUCAUCAACUCUCGAGUGCUCGUGGACCAGACCACAGGUUUGUCCAGAGGGGUUGCGUUUAUCCGGUUUGACAAACGGUCGGAGGCAGAAGAGGCAAUUACCAGUUUCAAUGGUCAUAAACCCCCAGGUUCCUCCGAGCCCAUCACAGUGAAGUUUGCCGCCAAUCCCAACCAGAACAAAAACGUGGCGCUGCUCUCCCAGCUGUACCACUCGCCCGCGAGACGCUUCGGAGGGCCCGUACACCACCAGGCGCAGAGAUUCAGGUUCUCCCCGAUGGGCGUGGAUCACAUGAGCGGGCUCUCUGGCGUCAACGUCCCGGGCAACGCGUCUUCGGGCUGGUGCAUCUUCAUCUACAACCUCGGGCAGGAUGCCGACGAGGGCAUCCUCUGGCAGAUGUUUGGGCCCUUCGGCGCCGUCACCAACGUGAAAGUGAUCCGCGACUUCAACACCAACAAGUGCAAAGGGUUUGGCUUUGUGACCAUGACAAACUAUGAAGAAGCUGCGAUGGCCAUAGCCAGUCUGAACGGCUACCGCCUGGGGGACAAAAUCUUACAGGUUUCCUUCAAAACCAACAAGUCCCACAAAUAACUCGCUCAUGCUUUUUGUACGGAAUAGGUAAUUAAGAGUGACCGAAGUUGAAACUUUUUGUUAGUGUACGACUCACUUUGCGCCAAUUUUCACAAGUGUUUGUCUUAGUCUAAAUGAGAAGUGACAGGUUUUUAUACUCUGGGAUGCAGCCGACAGGUUCAAAUGUUUGAAAUCCCACCAUGUUAGGCCAAUUUUAAGUUUCUUAAGUUAUUUCCUUUACAACCUAUAUUAACCAGAAGUCCAAGUGGACCGCACUCAUCACCAGUCCUGGAGGGCGGUCACCUGAAGCAUGCUUUCACGUGUCACACCGGCGUCUAACGUGCCCUCUCAUUUGUCUCCGCCAACUGGAGAAACAAACAGAAACAAAGAACCUUUGAGUUUGAGUUGUUAAACUAAAGAUGUUAGACAGAUGGCGAGUGUGCGUUUUCGCAACUGCCCCCCACCCCCUGCUCAGCGAUUGAUGCCCUCCCUGGUGGCCAGGACACUGCUUCGCAAACAGGCCCAUUGCCACCACCGCUCCCCCGCCCGGCACACUGGUUUCUGAAGCCCUGCUGCCAGUGGGGACGGACCAAAGAGUUUCAGGGAAGCCCCGAGUAGUCCCAAGUCAGCCUGGAGCCACCCGUGUGCUCGCUGGGCCCAGGCCUGGGGCAGGGGGCUUCCCCUCCCUCCCCCCAGCCCUCAGGGGCCCAGUGAGCACGGCAGUGGUGGCGCCUGCUCUCCACCAUAAACAUUUGAGCAUCGUGUCUCUCGCAUCCCCUUCUCGUGAGCACUAGGCUUCCCUUCCUAUUUUAGUCGGAUUUUUGUUGUUUUUCAUUUGGGAAAUUUGCUUUCGUAUGAACCCCUGCAGACAAGUACUUAACUUCUUGCCAGUUAGCUAUUAACAAACGCCUUGACUGUAGUUUUUCCAUGACUGCCUUGACACUUUGGGUUGCUCUGUUAAUUUUUCUUUUGCUUUUUUGUGUUUUUUGUUUGUUUUUACUUUUGCAUUUAAGACCAUUAAAUUUGAUUUUGUUUUGCUCGAAUUUUGUUUUGUUUUUUUUUAUUUUACCUUUUCUUUCUGUUUUGGCUAGGGAAGGGGACCAGCUGUGAGUCAGGGCCGCAGACCCAAACCCGGGGUGAAGGUGCUGGUUGAGGGGGCAGGGCAGCAGGUCACAAACCCUGUGCCCUCGGUAGGGAGCGGCCAAGGCAGGGUCUGGGCUCCCGGCAGCUCUUUGGGAUCGGGAUCCGAUUUUUAUACAUAACUGGCAUGCCGAGAGAACCCUAAAAAACGCAGGGGUGGAGUGGGGUGGGGGGGAUAACUUCGUACCAGCAGCUUUUAACUGUACUGCGAGACUGAACAUGUGAAACGUGUUUGGGUUGUGGUCUUUGUUUUAGUUCUAGAUAGACUGAAAUGAUGGAAUUAUUUAUUUAUGUAUUUAUAUAUUUAUUUAAUCUGCUUUGUUUAUUUAUUUAUUUACUGGCAAGGGAAACCGGGCAUCAGACUCCCUUCCCCAGAGCAGGUCUGGGUUCCCCGCAGCCCCUGGGUCAUGUCAACAUUGUCUGCUGCCUGGCGUCCUCUCGCCUCCUGGCCUUGAUGCCUAACUGCGGGCCCCGUCUCUGACCUGAGACGGCCAGCCACUCUUCCCACCGAAGGCCAAGUGUGUUCCCAGGCAUUGUUACCCACCGUGGUCGGCCAAGUGCCAAGGAGGGGAGGGGUGGACCUGGGAGGGGUAUCCUCAGUAGAAGACAACUGUGGGUCACCGCUGGCCACCCAGAGCCACAGCAGGGAGCUGGGACUCAACUCCUGGCCGCUCCCUACCCGCCGCCACUCUCCUGGGCCUUGUGCUGGGGGGAGAGGCGCACACCUGAGGCUGUGACUUCUGUACAUAGGUGACUUCCUCCUCCUGAAAGUCACCCCAUAUAUUCCCAUCAGCCUCUGAUAGUGUCCUGUUUCUCAAGAGAAUUCUGUCUUGAGUCUCAACUGUGAAAAUGGUGAUGGGUCACAGCCAGCCCCUCCCCUCCCCUCCCGGAACCAUGCUGGUGACUGGUGCUGGUACAGACAGAUGCCUGUCUUACCGAGAGCGGGGGAAGCCCCGUAGGGGUCAGUUCCUUGGCUGUUUGGACUGCACCUUUCACCCCCUCUGCUAGACAGUCGGCUGCUUCCUGUAGGAGGAUGUUUGCCGGAGUGCAGGGGGGCGGGGGCUGCUGCUCUCCAGGGGCUGGGACACUCACUGUCUGGACCGUCUGUGCCGGCCCUGGGCCCUCCAGCCUCUAGACUCGCUUGCCAGGGGAAGGUCUCUUUUGUUACAAUCACCAUCCAGAAGAAACCAGAACGUCACCAAAGACCGUGGUGACUUAGAUGAAUCCUGCCCAUAUUUCACCAAGUUGAAGUGCUUGCUCUGUUUCUCUCGGGACUUUUGAUUAAACAAGGGUUUGAGUGAGUAGUUUGCCAAGGGGCUGUGGUUCUCUUUUGGCCCAUGAAACUCCCCCCAGGGGGCUCUGAAGCGUCAUGAGAAAGCGCCCUCAGUAUCUUUCCGUUGCAUGCUGCCCCGAGCUUUCCAGCUUUCCCAGGCCCCUGGAGGCUGAGCUGCCUUCGGAAGGACACCCACCUUACUCACUUGGCUCUGCCUGCCUCGGGCGGGCUAGUCUGCUGAGCCACAGCUCCCUCUGCUGGCUGUGCCUUGAGACUCCCUGCCCAAGGGUCCCCUGCCACCCCCUUGCAAGAAGGUCCGAGAGAGGGAGGGUCCCCUGGGUUUUUGACGGGUGCUGCUGGGUGGUGUUUCUCCAUCUUGGGGUCUGUAAGCUGGAUCCACCCCACCCCACCUUCCCAGGCCUGAGCGGGUAAAGGCACACAGUGUCCAGGCUAGGACCUCGGCCACCAGCAGGUCGGUCACCUCUGGAUGAGAGAAGUAGAUGAAGCCAAAGACAGUUGUCAGCAAACCGUUAUCUCGGUUCUCUCCAAACAUGGGGCUCCCCCCAACUCCCCACAUCUCCCUUAACACCCUCAGCUACUCCGGGUCACCUGGCUUUGCCACUCGUUAUGCUUUUCAGACUUCCUGUGUGGAAUUAAGGAGAGUCAGCUUCAAGGAGCCCUCCUCCCCGCACCCACCUCACACCCUGACCCCGCUGCCCCAGCAUCCUCCAGGUCCCCAAGGGCAGCCUGAAGUCACAGUGCUUCCUGCCGAGAGCAGCAUUUAGGACCUCGUGUAUCUUAGCAUUGGGUGAAUCUGCGUGCCAUCCAAGGCCCAGAACCAGAGCAGGGCACUCCCGCUGCACAGCUGUCCAACAAACCCGGCCGCCAGACCUCCGGGGUGGGGGUGGGGGCACCCUGUUCCGCCUUUUUGCUCACUUGGCCGUUGAAACAAGUGUGGUUUGUAAGUCGCAAGUCUGAGUGGUGAUUGAGAGGACUUGUUUUCAUUCCCGAAGGUUCUGCCGCCACGCGGUUCCGCUGGGUCGGGGCAGGGAGGUGCGCCCGAUCCCCGCCAUGUUGUACAGUCGAGAUGGACGAUGUGUGUACCAGCCUGUGUUACGUUAUUGAUUUGUUUUAUACAAGAUCGUUUUAUUUUUCAGGUCCCCCUGCCCCCAUUUUAACUUUGUUUCCCUGGGUUUGUUUUCAAUAAAGCGUGGCACUGCUGUCUAAAAGCCAACAACAAAGCGAGGCCCUUGUGUUCUUUGGGGGACGUGUCUGUCACCAGCUCCCCUUCGCCCCCCCUCGGUGACCACGCUGUGAUUUUCAGAAAGGCACUGAUCAGGUCUCCACCACCCCGUUGCCUUUUGAUGCUUGUGAAUCAAUGUUCGUUAGUGUUUUAAAAGGGGGAGGGGGGACCCAAAAAAGCAAACCUAGAUUUUGAUAAUUCAGAAGAUACCCGAUUAAUAAAGCAGACUUGAAAGAAGACCAUUUUUCAAACUUUCA